Messenger RNA from Coniophora puteana RWD-64-598 SS2, 1232 nucleotides. RefSeq lists its product as uncharacterized. Bases 823 to 1020 code for a protein of 65 amino acids. The transcript is spliced from 5 exons. The record is from RefSeq and is a predicted model, not a curated record. Lineage: Eukaryota; Fungi; Basidiomycota; Agaricomycetes; Boletales; Coniophoraceae.
UGUCAUCGGACGAGGUUGAAUCGGUGGCAGAGUCAACGACUCCCUCAAGGGCGACUGGGUGCUCACGGCAACGCUCCGUCGCCACUCUUCUAUCUCCUAGAAUCCCGGUGUCAGAGAUGUUCACGUUGGUCUUAGGUUAUGGAAGAGGUCACCUACCCUCCGUAAGUCAGGUUCUUCGCAUAGUCCCUGGCAUUCAGGUCCCCACUGGCCGUAUUGGUCGCACGCCUUCUGGAUCCACUUUGCGCAACCUUCGCAAAGAGAUCUUGACGACGUGAUGCCCAUGACGCAGGGUUUAUCCUGGACAAGUCUUUCAUGUCCGGCGCUGGAGGGUCGUUGGCUGGGUAGCAGCCCUGAAAGACGUUUAGUUAGCGGUCGGAAGGCCGUGAGGAAGGCGCGGUGAGCUUACGAAGUGCCCGAAGAGAAGGGAGCCCGCCGUGAGGCCAAUGGCGCCAGGCAGGUGAGGUGGGGAGAGGGUAAGGAGAACUCAUGACUCUGGGGAGCUUGCGGUUUGUGACUUGCUUUCCACGUCCUACUGCUUCUGAGUGACGGUGCGGGCGGACUGGUUGAAUGGGAGGGCUGUCGAGAUGGUACAACAUCGACACGACGCAUGGGCGUACCGGUCAACUCGUUGUCGACGCCACUCACGGCCCGUGGGAUGGACUCGCGGGUCACACCCUCGACGCCGGAACUAAUCCACUCGUAGUUUGUCAUGUUGAUCGACGGUCUCACUGAAGGGCGUUUUUGUAGGACGAGGUGGACGUGAAGAAUGGGUUGGUUGGAAUCAGAGUAGGAGGCCCGGGGACGCGCCGUUCCAGUCCAGUCAUGCCGGCAUCCUCCCCUUGUUCCCGCGCACGUCCCCUGGGAAAUGCAGCAGCGACGUCAACAAGAGUGAGCGCGGUUAGCAUGAGCUUCUACGCUCGCGAUAUCCGCACGGCGGGCGCCUUAUUGGAUCAAAACGCCAUCUAUCUCCCCCGAACUGGUAUCCAAGAGAGCCCUGACUGUCUGCAUGAAAGAACCUGAGUUGCUUUGUCGGAAUUAAAUGCCACCGCCCUUUUGGGCGACUGGCGAUGAUGUUGAUUUCUCUUCGCGAUCAGGUGGUCGGGAGGCUCACGCCUUACUCAGGAUACGAACAGCAAACUUCCGGAAAUUUUACCCGCGACAGAUUGUCUGGGUACCCUGAGUUCCCUUGCCAGUGUAUCGGGUCUCAAGAGACAUAAUAAUAUGGGGUUUGU